Molecule: messenger RNA, 1029 nt
Organism: Caenorhabditis briggsae
Lineage: Eukaryota; Metazoa; Nematoda; Chromadorea; Rhabditida; Rhabditidae
Exons: 4
Coding region: 1-1029 (342 amino acids)
Source: RefSeq, a predicted model, not a curated record
AUGACUCUCUUCUACGAAUAUUCUUAUUAUUUUACUCAAUGUGGAUUCGUUACUACCUCAAUUGCAAACACUCUUUUUAUCUAUUUGACCAUCCUUCACAUCAAAAAAAUCACGGGACCUUAUAAAGUGAUGAUUCUGGUAUUCUCGUUCGUUGGAAUCUUCUUUGCCACAUGGGAACUUGUUUCUAGACCAUUUGCUCAUAAUUACAACAAGGCUUUAAUGUACUUUAGUCUCAAUAGUUGGUUGGAAGGAUCUCCAGAAUUUCUAAAAAUCGCUAUCUGCAUUUAUGCGGCUUUAUACAUCGUUAUCCUGGCAAUCAUUGCUGUUCAGUUCCUUUUUCGUUAUUUCACACUUUGCCGGCCAAAUUUUUCUCGGAAGUUCGGAGGCGCUGGUGUCAUGGUAUGGAUGUUCUACGUUCUUCUUUCUGGCGCGAUAUAUGGAGGAGCCAUGUAUGUCAAUUGUGAUCAUGAUGAGUUCUCUGAUUCUUAUAUGAGAGAUAUAAUAUCUGUCACAUACGAAUUAAACAUAACAAACGUCCCACGAUAUGUCAUAGUUCCAUAUUCCGAAGAUGGAUCAAUUAGGUGGCGAAUCAUAAAGUUCCUCUUGUCCGGAGUAGCUACCAUUGCUCUUCAGUACCUCAUUAUCAUCUAUUGUGGAGUCAGAAUGAAUACUGUUCUUCAAAAGGAGCUUGCUCAACAGUCCGUUGUGAAUCGUAAGCUCCAGAAGCAAUUCUUCAGAGCUCUUGUUGUCCAAACUAUCGUUCCAACGUUACUUUUUGUUUUGCCAAUUGCACCAUUUCUGAUCGGACCCUUGAUUCAACCAUUCUUUUUAUUCGAGAUGAACUUCCAAACCGGAUGGAUGUUGUCAUUCUAUGUUUGUACCCACCAAUUGAUACUAUUGCAUUCAUGCUCAUUGUAUCAGAAUACAAGAAAGCAACAUUGGGUAAAGAUGUUCAAGCCAGUUCUUCCAAAGACAGUUAAGGUCACCAGCGAGAUUUCCACGUCGACUGCUGCAGCUGUCACCAGAUAA